Penicillium alfredii is the source of this 2007-nucleotide messenger RNA. Its product is annotated as GTPase GUF1. Lineage: Eukaryota; Fungi; Ascomycota; Eurotiomycetes; Eurotiales; Aspergillaceae. The coding region runs from base 1 to 2007 and encodes 668 amino acids. The transcript has 2 exons. Gene Ontology annotation, molecular function: GTPase activity; GTP binding; mitochondrial ribosome binding. Gene Ontology annotation, cellular component: mitochondrion. The record is from RefSeq and is a predicted model, not a curated record. Gene Ontology annotation, biological process: positive regulation of translation.
AUGCGAGGAUGUCUGCAGUUAGCCCGAUGGCUGAGCGCAGCGCCGCGAUCUCCAGCCGCGAGCUUCAAGCCGCCCGUUGGCUUUCCAUCCCACUAUAGAACAAGACGAUCGUUCACUCAGUCUGCCGUGUGGGCUGCAUCACGGUCCAAGGGAGUUUCCCGCAUGCCUGACACGGACCUCGAGAAACGGAUCGCCGCAAUCCCCAUCGACCGGUAUCGCAAUUUUUGCAUCGUCGCGCACGUCGACCAUGGCAAGAGCACACUCUCGGACCGGCUACUCGAGCUGACCGGUACAAUCCAGCCCGGAACAAACAAACAGGUCUUGGAUAGACUCGAUGUCGAGCGAGAGCGCGGAAUCACGGUCAAGGCGCAAACAUGUACCAUGAUUUACAACCACAAGGGCGAGGACUAUUUGUUGCAUUUGGUUGACACGCCCGGGCAUGUGGAUUUUCGAGCGGAGGUCUCGCGAAGCUAUGCCAGCUGUGGCGGGGCAUUGCUCUUGGUCGAUGCAAGUCAGGGUGUCCAGGCGCAAACCGUCGCCAAUUUCUACCUGGCAUUUUCGCAGGGCCUUGAGUUGAUCCCCGUCAUUAACAAGGUUGAUUUACCGUCUGCGGACCCAGAGCGGGCUCUGGAGCAGAUGAAAAGUUCAUUUGAACUCGACACGGAAAAUGCAGUGAUGGUCUCGGCCAAGACUGGGGUGAAUGUCGAGGCGCUGCUGCCGACGGUAGUCGAGAAGAUCCCUGCACCUGUAGGCGAUGGCCAGAAACCGCUUCGGAUGCUACUGGUCGACUCCUGGUACGACCCUUAUAAAGGCGUGAUUCUUUUGGUGCGCGUGUUUGACGGCGAGGUGCGUGCUGGCCAGCAGCUCGUGUCAUUCGUGACCGGUCUCAAGUACUGGGUGGGAGAGGUCGGGAUCAUGUACCCCGUUGAGACCGCCCAGUCAGUCCUUCGUGCCGGUCAGGUUGGGUAUAUCUACUUCAAUCCUGGAAUGAAACGGAGUAAAGAGGCCAAGAUCGGCGACACUCUCACGACAGUUGGGUCGGAGAAGGCCGUUGAACCACUACCUGGAUUCGAAGAACCGAAAUCUAUGGUUUUCGUGGCCGUGUACCCGAUGAACGCGGACCACUUUGAGCAUCUCGAAGAUAGUAUCAACCAGCUCAUCUUGAAUGACCGAAGCAUCACUGUUCAGAAGGAGUCGUCCGAGGCUCUGGGAGCGGGGUUCCGCAUGGGCUUCCUGGGUACCCUUCAUUGCUCUGUGUUCGAGGAUCGUCUGCGGCAGGAGCACGGUGCCAGCAUCAUCAUUACCCCUCCAUCAGUUCCAGUAAAGCUAAAGUGGAAAGAUGGCACCGAGGAAAUCAUUACCAACCCAGCCAAAUUUCCCGACGACGAUAGCGUUCGUCUCAAAGUCGCCGAGAUUCAGGAACCAUAUGUCCUGGCCACUUUGACCUUCCCCGAUGAAUAUCUGGGCAAGGUGAUCGAGCUGUGCGAGUCUAACCGUGGUGAGCAACAGAGCCUGGAAUACUUCACCUCGACCCAAGUCAUUUUGAAAUACGAGCUACCCUUGGCACACUUGGUCGACGACUUCUUCGGAAAACUAAAAGGGUCCACUAAAGGCUAUGCCAGUCUGGACUACGAGGAGUCAGCCUGGCGAACAGGGAACAUUGUCAAGCUCCAGCUCUUGGUCAACAAAGUCCCCGUGGACGCCGUGGCUCGGAUUAUGCACAUGAGCCAGGUCAGUCGGCAAGGCAGAGUGUGGGUGAGCAAGUUCAAGGAGCAUGUUGAUCGGCAGCUGUUCGAGAUUAUCAUCCAGGCAGCUGUCGGCAAGAAAAUCAUUGCCCGUGAAACCAUCAAGCCCUACCGCAAGGACGUCUUGGCCAAGCUACAUGCUAGUGAUGUUAGUCGACGGCGCAAGCUGCUGGAGAAGCAAAAAGAAGGCCGCAAGAAGCUGCGCGCAGUUGGGAAUGUGGUGAUUGAACAUAAGGCGUUCCAGGCCUUCCUGUCGAAAUAA